Molecule: messenger RNA, 355 nt
Organism: Maniola jurtina (meadow brown)
Lineage: Eukaryota; Metazoa; Arthropoda; Insecta; Lepidoptera; Nymphalidae
Exons: 3
Coding region: 38-355 (105 amino acids)
Source: RefSeq, a predicted model, not a curated record
UAUUAUUGGAAAUCACUUGCAGCUCUCAAGAUUCAACAUGAAGAGUACAACCAUUUUCGUUGUGGCACUGACUGUGUUCAGUUGCAUGUUCGGGGGAUCUUCCGUUGAAGCGAACUGUGCUGUAGAUGAUCAAAAAUGUAAAACGAUCCUCGAAUUAAUCGAAAUCAGUAAUAAAUGUCUGGAUGAGAUCAACGAUGCUAUUACAGAUGCUCUGGCUAAAGCUAGCCCUGAAGAAAAAGAUGUGAUAACAAACGCUAUUGUUUAUUAUAUGAUGGGCUUUAAUAUAAUUGUCCCUGAAAUUCACGCACAACUCACGGAGGCGUGCAACGGUGGCUCUGAAGAAGAACAACUGUGA